GGUACCUCCUAGAUGGUAUAUCGUUCUAUCAACAGACAUCGACAUUGUCUACAUAGACCUUGUCGAACAUCGUGACAUUCAUCAUGAUGCGCCAUGUAUGGCGUUACAUCAGCUGCGGGAAUGCCCCGGAGUGCGUUCUUUCAGCGGCUAUGUACACCUGCCAGCUGGUGCCCUUCAAGAUCUAGGCCAAAAGUCCGACUAUCCUAUCAACACCUUCUUUUGGUUCUUCGAGUCGAGAAAGGACCCUAGCAAUGCGCCACUGUCAAUAUGGCUCAACGGAGGACCAGGUUCGAGCUCAAUGCUCGGACUACUAGCGGAGAACGGGCCAUGCUUCAUCAACCCGGACUCGAACAGCACCACUUUGAACGAGUGGUCGUGGAACAAUGAAGUCAAUAUGUUAUAUCUGGAUCAACCGGCACAAGCUGGCUUCUCCUACGACACUCUAACGAACAUAUCCCACAAUUUGGUGACCGACAGAGUAUUCUUGCUCAACGAUACCGAUCCUAUCCCGCCCCAGAAUGCUACUUUCCUCGUCGGGACCUAUGCCUCCCAAGACUCGAAUCGGACGUCGCUCGGAUCCGUUAAUGCGGCGCAGGCACUCUGGCACUUCGCCCAAGAGUGGUUUCAAGAGUUCCCAGAGCAUCGACCUCACGAUGGCCGAAUCUCUCUUGCUACCGAGAGUUACGGAGGAAGGUACGGCCCUGCAAUCUUUGCAUUCUUCCAGGAGAUGAAUGAGCGAAUCGAGAAGGGUGACUUCAACGUGGAGGGCGAACAGCACAUCCGUCACCUUGAUACCCUCAUGCUGAUCAGUGCCUGUCUUGACCAACUGGUGCAAGGGCCUUCCUACCCACAUAUUGCUUAUAACAAUACAUACGGAAUUGAAACUGUGAACCAAACCAUAUACGAGGGAAUGUUAGAUUCCUUGUACAAGGAGGGUGGCUGCAUCGACCAGAUCUACCAAUGCCGCAAUUUAUCUCUGACCUACGACCCUGAAAAUCUGGGACACAAUACCACAGUGAACGACAUCUGUGCAAAAUCAGACAGCUAUUGCUCCAAGAAUGUUCGCUCGCCUUACAAUCUCUACGCUGGUCGUAACUAUUACGACUUUGCUACACUCGACCCAGACCCAUUCGUCCCGAAAUUCUAUUACGGCUUCCUCAAUCAGCCACACGUCCAACAAGCUCUGGGUGUACCUCUGAACUUUUCUCACUCAUCUGCAGCUGUGAGUUUUGCUUUCCGAUCAAUCGGCGACUACAACAAACCCGGCUGGCUGGAAGACCUUGCGUAUCUGCUGGAGAAUGGCAUCAAAGUGACCAUGGCCUAUGGCGAUCGAGACUACGCCUGCAAUUGGCUCGGUGGAGAAGCGGUUUCCUUGGCCAUCAACUAUACCAACACGAGCAACUUCCAUGCCGCAGGAUACACCGCCAUCGAGACCAACAGCAGCUAUUGCGGGGGACAAGUGCGACAAUACGGCAACCUCAGCUUCAGUCGUGUGUACCAGGCCGGACAUGAGAUCCCCAGCUACCAACCCGAGACGAGUUACAAAAUCUUCAUGCGCGCACUGCACAACGUGGACAUUGCCACCGGUACCGUUCCUGUGACCUCGGAGGAUGGCUCGAUAUACAGCUCGGUGGGCAUCCCGGAUACCUGGGCCAUUAAGAACGAUCCGCCACAGCAGCCUCUCCCAUUCUGUUACGUUCUCAAUCCACGUAUGUGCAGCAAGGCACAAAUCGACUCCAUCUACAACGGGAGCGCGGUCAUCAGGAACUAUUUGAUCGUGGAUAACUACACCACAGCACUGUUUCCAGAUGUGGUGGGUAAUGGUGGUAUCAAUUGAGACUACGGAGGAGGAAGAGGAGGCUGCAGGACUUUAAUCGUGCUACCUAUCACAGCCAAGCCAAA
Messenger RNA from Sphaerulina musiva SO2202, 1902 nucleotides. Its product is annotated as carboxypeptidase S1-like protein B. The coding region runs from base 98 to 1837 and encodes 579 amino acids. NCBI's taxonomy places the organism in Eukaryota, Fungi, Ascomycota, Dothideomycetes, Mycosphaerellales, Mycosphaerellaceae. The record is from RefSeq and is a predicted model, not a curated record. Gene Ontology annotation, biological process: proteolysis. The transcript has a single exon. Gene Ontology annotation, molecular function: serine-type carboxypeptidase activity. Gene Ontology annotation, cellular component: fungal-type vacuole.